UCGACCUCGCCGUGAACACUACGCGCUCUGGUAGUGUCUAUCCAUUAUAUUUGUCUAUCUAUCUAUAAAGUGUGGAGAUCCGAUCCAAACAGAAUGGCCAUCCGUUUUACGUCCUUGCUCGCGGUCGGUUGCGUGCUGCUGGUGUCCGGUGCAGUGUCUGGGGCUGCCAUCGAGGGCAAUGCGGUCACUCCGCGCAUCCACAGCUCCGAUGAGCUGAUCUCGACCAUUGUGGAUAAGUGCUUCCAUGCCAAUGCCAUGCAUUGUCUCAAGGAGAAGGUGCUGACCUAUCUGGACACGAUGGCCCAUGUGGAGGAGGAGGUCAGUGGCCGUGCCUUCGAUGACGAUGUCAUCGACAAGGUCAUCGUGGAUCGCAUUGGCCGCAUUCUGCACUCCAACGAGAUGCGUCUCCAGCUGCCAGAGACCUUCUUCGCUGGCUCCGUGAUGACCUAUCGCGCUGAUCGCGGCUUCGAUCUGGAGCUGCCCAAAGAGGAGGGUCGCGCUGAGAAGAAGAACAAGGACAAGCUCUUCCUGCCUCUGCUGCUGCUGAUGAAGCUGAAGCUGAAGGUGGUCAUGCCCAUUCUGCUGGCUCUGAUCGGCCUGAAGGCCACCAAGGCUCUGAUCCUGUCCAAGAUCGCCAUCAAGCUGGUGCUGGGCUUCCUCAUCUACAAUCUCAUCCAGAAGCUGGGCGGCAUGAAGAUGAACAUGGUGCCCAUGCCUGCCCCGGCCAUGGAAUACGGUGUGCCCAGCACCACGGCCUCCUCGUACGAUCCCAGCAGCUGGGAGCCCAUGAACAGCGGCCCCUAUGCCCGUUGGGACUCGCAGAACCUGGCCUACAGCUCCUACCAUCCCAGCAGCUCCUCCUCCUACUCGUCCGGCUCCUCGUCGAGCUCCUCCCCCAGCUCCUCGUCCAGCUACAGCUCCUCCUCCUAGAUCAGGCGCCAAGCCCAACGCCCCCCUGCCGCUUUAUGUGUACAUACCAUACAUACCAAGGAAUACCGAGGAUGCCAUCCCGUCCGAGCACAAUCCGGAGGGUGGCUCCGCGAGUCAACAAACAGACCAAAUGGAAACGGAACAUGCCUAGGCCAUAGUUUUAGUUGUUUAAGGUGAAGCAUGCGAGGGAGUUUUUAGCCAUUCUUCAGCUGCCCCACAGACCACUCCAUCCCCCACCCACAUAGCCACUGCCCAGCCCCACUUCUACUCCUCUACUU
Drosophila subobscura is the source of this 1208-nucleotide messenger RNA. RefSeq lists its product as uncharacterized. Lineage: Eukaryota; Metazoa; Arthropoda; Insecta; Diptera; Drosophilidae. The transcript is spliced from 2 exons. The record is from RefSeq and is a predicted model, not a curated record. Bases 94 to 930 code for a protein of 278 amino acids.